CUUCGCUCAUCGAGACAUUACAUUUGUCAGCAGUCAAACGUCCACAUGCGCUGUCACUCUGCCGCAAGCACAUCGCGCAAGUAGAUCGGCCCAGUCUACAGUGCCGUACCCUCCAAAGACAUCCUAGUAUCACCAUCGUUGCUACGCCAGCAUGUCACACUUCUUCAGGACCUUGGCCAAGGCUUUGCCCUUGCCUGGAGGUUUGGGAAGGUGGCGGUACCUCGUGGGCAAAGAUCUGGCAGACAAUUCCUACUACGAAUUUCCUUCUCCAGAUGGCAACAAGGACCCUCGCUUCACUCGCAGGGUGGUCAAGUACAAGGAGCACAUGGACAUCGACUUGUACGAUCGAUCCGAACUGCCUCUGCAAUGGAUGAUGUGGCUCAGACACACCAGGCGCAGCGCGCCUUCCAUUCAGGAACUUCAGGAGGACGUGCAGAGGAUAGCUACGGUCCAGGCAAACGCCGCUCGUCUAGCGAUCGAAGAGGAAGAGCGUCAGGACGCUCAGAGACGUCAACGUCUGCUUCAACAUGCGGAGCUCAUGGAGCAACGUAGCGGAGCUGCUCAGACCGGGGCGUCAGGUACGACGAGCGCCACCUCUUCAGCUCAUGCCUCAGGCAGCGCCGUCCAACACGGCAUUCAUGCGACUCGUUCGGCUCCUCAAGAUCAAGCUCUCAGAGAUAGCAGGGCUGCUGCUGUCCCUACAUCCGAGCUGGGACAAGACAGCUACGAAUGGCGUCAACCCACCCCGGAUGAUCGCGUCUGGGAAGCGAGCAGGGCAAGGUUACGAGAGGCUGGAGUUUCGGAUGCUCGAGUACCCGUCAAGAAUACUGCUACGGGACAUCAGCCCAGACGUGUUGGGACCGACACAGAUGGGAAAGCGGGAGAGUCUGGACCGAGCCGACAAGUGACCGAAGGGGAUGCGCAGUCGGAAUUUUCUGGUGCGAUACAGAGGAGAGCGGAUAGGAGGGCGCAGAUGGCUCAGGCUGCUAGCGCCGCGACCGCCAAGGAGCUGGAGAGGGAACGAGCGCGGAGAUUGAUGGCAGCGAGUCCGUUGAGCGCUUUCGAUGUAACCGUGGAAGGAGCAGCUGAGGAAGGAGCGGCAGGAUACUCGAAAGAGAUGCAGCAGGUGUACGCACGAGCUCAGGCGGAAGCGAGGGAGAAGGCGGAAAGGGAAGCAAGAAGGAACGCUGCGUCACAGAGGCGGGAAGAAAGUGCUCAGCUCAAACCUCGAUUCGGCAGAGCUGUUGGUCCAGAUGAGGAAUGGUCUCCCGAGGCCGCGUCUAUCGCGCCCAGGAGGAGGUAACUGAUGCAUUGAAGGUGGCACGGUUACGCUUCAUGUGUAAUUGUCUACAGCGGAUGCCUGUCUAAAUCGGCGUCUAUAAACCUUUUCCGAGGCUUGUCUACUGCCCGAGAGUGAUCUCGAGGUGAAGUUCGAGGCUUUUCUACUGCCCGAGAGUGAUCUCGAGGUGAAGGAAUGUGUGUACGUGGUGAUGCUAAACCCCGCCGAUCCCCACCUGCUUUGCCAUGCGCAGGGCCUUCUGCCCAGGCUGAGAACAGGGGGACCAUGAUCAGUCCAACACCCUGGCCAAAAGUCUCAAGCCGUCUAGUCUAGCCCUCUCAUUUGAUCGAAACACCAACCCUCGCUUACAGCUUCGGUAAGGGUCUGAUCAGUCCAACCUGGGUAGCGUACACUGUCAAAUUCCCAUUCUGAUCCCAGGAGUGAGCUUGAGAUGUGGUCCUCUCAUUCCGCUGUGCUAUCGAAGUGAUCUCCUUG
Ceraceosorus guamensis is the source of this 1774-nucleotide messenger RNA. RefSeq lists its product as hypothetical. The coding region runs from base 152 to 1303 and encodes 383 amino acids. The record is from RefSeq and is a predicted model, not a curated record. Gene Ontology annotation, biological process: mitochondrial respiratory chain complex I assembly. Gene Ontology annotation, cellular component: membrane. The transcript is spliced from 3 exons. Lineage: Eukaryota; Fungi; Basidiomycota; Exobasidiomycetes; Ceraceosorales; Ceraceosoraceae.